AUGCCACGACUGUUCAAUACACGGCGCCUCUUCCUUUGCGGAAAGAAUAGGUUCACCCUUUGCAGCGGAAUUUAUGUGCUUCUCCUGGGCUUUAUAUCAACUGUGGUGGUGAUGCAACUCCACAGGAACUCGGAACCCCAAGAGUUGGGGGUUCAUGCUCCUCCAUCCCCUCGGAUUUUCUGCAUAAUCGCCACCUUUGCGUACCGCCAUGACCACAUGGCAAUCCACCUCCAUCGAACUUGGGUCAAGCACUGCGAUCACUAUCUUUUCGUCAGCGACGAUGUUCACUACUUUUUGGAACCCGCUGUAUUUUUGCAUCUGCACGACAAAUGGCAACAGAUGAGGGCCCAUUUGGGGUACGUCUACAAGAAUCACUUCAAUCAGGGCGACUGGUUCAUCUAUGCCAAUGAUGACAAUUUUGUUAUAGUGGAGAACCUUCGACAUAUGUUGAUGUCCUACAGCCCCGAUGAGCUUAUCUAUUUUGGCUGCAAAUUGAGGUCGCCCAAUGGUCAGAUCUUUAUGCACGAUGCUUCUGGAAUUGUCUUCAGUCGAGCUGCCCUAAAAAGAUUUUCAUUAGCAGCCCUGACCAACGAAAGUAUCUGCAGCUCAGAGAAAAGGGGAAAUGAGGCCACCGAGGAACUGGGCAGAUGCCUCACCAAUGUGAAUGUAAUUCCUGGCAAUAGUCGGGAUGAGUUGCUAGGACAUCGAUUCCUGCCCUUCGAAAGUGAUGUCCAUUUGGGAGGAGUAUUAAAUAGAUCCCUGGAUAUGCACAAGUAUUUCCUGGACUAUUCAUACUACCCAGUGAUCGAUAUGAACGUGCCCGUUUCAUUGAGUUCAAUUUGUUUUAAGCUUCAUUCCUAUGGAGACUGUUAUGACCUGUACUACUUUACAUAUAAAGUUCGUAUGUUUGGACUUUCAUCUCAUUUAAACACUGGAAAUGAGAUAAUGGGAUAAAAACUUGGAGCACCUAAAUAUAUGGAAAAGACA
Messenger RNA from Drosophila ficusphila, 987 nucleotides. RefSeq names its product glycoprotein-N-acetylgalactosamine 3-beta-galactosyltransferase 1. Bases 1 to 954 code for a protein of 317 amino acids. Gene Ontology annotation, cellular component: membrane. Gene Ontology annotation, molecular function: N-acetylgalactosaminide beta-1,3-galactosyltransferase activity. The record is from RefSeq and is a predicted model, not a curated record. The transcript has 4 exons. NCBI's taxonomy places the organism in Eukaryota, Metazoa, Arthropoda, Insecta, Diptera, Drosophilidae.